AUGGAGUUCUCCAGUCGAGCGAGGCAGAGGCAUGCGCGGCUGGCUGGAGACCGGAGGGAGCAGUACCCUCACAGCCUGCAGUUUUACCUGGAGCCCCCCACGGAAAGCAUCUCCCUGGUGGAGUUUGAGAGCUUUGCCAUCGACCGCCUGAGGCUGCUUAAAGUAAUUGAAAAUCUUGGUGUGAGCUAUGUAAGAAGUUCUGAUGCAUACAAAGUUAAGUUAGAGACUGAGCUCCGGAAACUGAAGUUUCCCUACAGAGCUUUGGCUGAGGAUGAUUAUGAGGCAAGAAGAAAAGAUCAUAUCUCUCAUUUCAUACUCCGCCUUGCCUACUGCCAGUCUGAGGAUCUCAGGCGUUGGUUUCUUCAACAAGAAAUGGAUCUCUUCCGAUAUCGCUUCAGUCAACUAACUGAAAGUUUAAUGCAGAAAUUCCUGGAACAUGUUAACUUAUCAUUUGAAGCUAUUAGUGAAGACCUGAAAAAUGAAUUGGCUAAUGAGCUGAGUGUGUCAACCCCUGGCUUCAGUUUGCCUAAAGUAAAAGAACAAAUGUUCUAUAAGGUUGGACUUGCAGAUGCUGUGGAUUUAUUUAGAGCCAGAAGAGUGUUUAUUAAAGAUGGCUUUGCCUAUGUGCCGUUUAAGGAGAUUGAUGUGAUUGUUUUGAAUAACUAUAGAACAAAGUUGUCUAAAGCACUGGCGCUGACAGCACGAUCACUACCUUCCAUACAGUCUGAUGAGAGACUUCAACCUCUGCUUAAUCAUCUCAGCCAUUCUUAUGUUGGUCCAGAUUACAGCGUCCAAAAGAACACCGGAAAAAUUUCUCUAGAUCAAAUUGAUGCUCUCUCUGUGAAGUCGUUCCCUCUGUGCAUGCGGCAGCUGCACAGAGCCCUGCGUGACAGCCACCACCUCCGGCACGGCGGCCGCAUGCAGUACGGGCUCUUCCUGAAAGGCAUCGGCCUGACGCUGGAACAGGCACUGGAGUUCUGGAAGAAAGAAUUUAUCAGAGGAAAAGUGGAUGCAGAUAAGUUUGACAAAGGAUAUGCAUACAGCAUUCGCCACAACUAUGGGCAAGAAGGAAAGAGGACUGAUUAUACCCCAUACAGCUGCAUGAAGAUUAUCAUGUCCAAUCCACCAAGCCAAGGGGAUUAUCAUGGGUGCCCAUUCCGCCACAGUGAUCCCGAGCUGCUGAAGCAAAAGCUGCAGUCAUACAAGAUCCCUCCCAGUGGAAUAGCUCAGGUGCUGGAGCUGGUGAAGGGCAUGCAUUACCAGCUGGCCUGUCAGAAGUACUUCGAGCUGACACAUGAUGUUGAUGACAUUGGGUUUUCUUUGAAUCAUCCUAAUCAAUACUUUACAGAGAGUCAGAAGCUGUUAAGUGGUGGUAGAGAACCGAAGAAGGAAUUCAAUAACUCGGGAAACUUUCAACAAAAAAAUAAUAGUCAGGAAAGCAUAAAUUCAAGUUCUACUCCCACCUCUUCAAAUGCAAAAGAUGAUACAGAACUGGAAGGACUGGAAGCAUACUUCACUGAAGACUAAGCAGCAGUGUUAUUUGUUAUUUUUCUUUUAUUAUUUCCCUUCUCUAGCUGGAUUUGUCUCUGUACUGAGGAAUAUGCACUUCACCACCUGGAAUACAGAAGCAUUUAGUGCUUUUAGAAGGCUGAAAAAACAAAAGAUAAAUAUUGAAGCUGUAAUUGCAUCCAGUAUUUAUUCUUACUGCUUUAGGAAGCUGUUCUAUAGGGUGUGUUUAAGGAUGGGAAAUGACACUUUCUUCACAAUUAUUAGGUAAUUUUUGUCUGACUUACCUUUUUUGUUUUCUUCAAAAAGUUCAAAUAUUUUUAUCCUCUUUUGUGAUCACUUUUCUAUGUAUCAUCUUAAUAAAAAAUUUGCAAAGGUUUUUGUAUUUUCUUUUCAGCUAUAUUGGGAUGGUAAUUAAGUAGGAGUUCUUACGAUCAAAAUUAUCCUCUGGAGGAGUCUGUCUGUCUCUUCUAUAUGAGGAGCUGAGGGAAAUCAGCUUCCUAAUUUGUACCUUGGCACUAAAUUUAGAGAGCUGGUUUUGGUACUUGGAAGAGAACAUAAUCAGAGUUUAGACACCUGUAUGUAAGAAAGUAAUAAAAAAAAGAUACACUACUAACUGACUCAUUAUGAAGAAGCUAGAAGCUUAUUAGCAUGUACUUCUGUGCAGCAGUCAUGCUGAUGUAGGAAGUAGUUUUCUUUCUGUCCAACCUCUAAUCUCAAAUGUAGCCCAGUUCAGUUUGGAGUUGGAUGUUUCAAAAGGAAUGCUGGCCCAAAGCUGGUCAAGUGCGAGCAUCCAAGACAAUAAAACAGUCUCUGACUUCAAAGCCUUUCAAGGUCUAAUGAUGAAGAGGGUGUCACUGUUGGGUGUUCAGCAGAAGGAAGCUGAGGAGCUCCCAAGCUGAGUGAGGCUUUAAGUGCUCUGCUGAGGUGAGGAGUGGCAAGGGGAAUGGCAGGAGCUGCCACCACUGUCACAGCACCCAGUGCAGGAGCUGAUCCACGCGGCCGCACUCCUGAUGCUGAGCACGCUGCAUUCCUUCUCUGCGUGCUUUGGGAGCUUUACUUCAGACUGGUUUUUGUCUUGCACUGUGGCUGGAGUGGUCAGUAACAGGUACAGGAAUGUGCAGGAUGUGCCUUUUGUGCGAGUUCCUUCCAGAAGUGACCCAGUUUGUAUGCAUGCAGACUGGUUGGCAGCGUGAGCCAAAGCAGAGCAAAUGGAGGUGACUUGAGAGAUUGCCUUGAAAGUGGUGAACAUUUCAGACAGUCUUAAGUCCAUGUAAUUUAUCCUGGUUUUGGCUGGGAUAGAGUCGAUUUUCUUCCUGUAGCUGUUAUUUGCUGUGCUUUGGGCUGAGAAUGAGAAUAAGGUUGAUGACGCACAGAUGUUUUAGAUGUUGCUGAGCAGGGUCUACUCUAAAUCAAGGACUUGUCAGUGUUCCAUGCUCUGCCAGGGAGCAGCUGCGCAAGAAACUGUGAGGAAGCACAGUUAGGACAGCUGACCCAAACUGGCCAAAGGGAUAUUCCAUACUGCAGGAUGUCAUGGUCAGUGUGUAGACUGAGGGGAGUUAUUGAGAGUCACCAAAUACUAGUCAGUGUUUGAUGAGCAGUUGUAGUGUGUAUCACUUCUUUCUUACGGGUUUUCUUCCUUUCUGUCCUUUUCAUUACUAUUAUUAGAAUAAUAUGUUUAAAAUUUUUUGUUUCAGUUAUUA
This is a messenger RNA of Passer montanus (Eurasian tree sparrow), 3209 nucleotides long. RefSeq names its product DNA primase subunit 2 (gene PRIM2). Gene Ontology annotation, biological process: DNA replication, synthesis of primer. Lineage: Eukaryota; Metazoa; Chordata; Aves; Passeriformes; Passeridae. Bases 1 to 1527 code for a protein of 508 amino acids. Gene Ontology annotation, cellular component: alpha DNA polymerase:primase complex. The transcript is spliced from 13 exons. The record is from RefSeq and is a predicted model, not a curated record.